ACAUGAAAAACAGGGGUCGGGUUGUAGCUGACCCGAUCGUCUAUCUAUCUCUCCAUUCCUUUAUUUUUUGAUUUAUAAUAGUAAUAAUUGAUGCUUCUCCUCCGACCAUCUUACUCCAAAUUCGCUUGAAACCACAACAAUUUUCUUUCGAGAAAUUUGAGGUCAAACAACAACAAUAUAACCAUAAUAAUAAGAAGAAGAAUAAGAAGGCAUGUCGUUGGAACCACCGCCAUUUGAAGAAUCAGCACGUUGCCAUGUUUGCAAAUGCAGUUUCAACACCUUUAGAAGACGGCAUCAUUGCCGAUGUUGUGGUCGAACUUUGUGUGCUGAACAUUCAUCAGAUCAAAUGGCGUUACCACAGUUUGGUAUUCACUCACUUGUUAGAGUUUGCUCAGAUUGUUAUAAUGAUGCAUCUCGGUCUGUAAAGUCUGAAGGAGGUGCUUCUGUUAAUGGAGUAAAUUCCAUGACAGAUGCGGUUUCAAGGAUAGAUAUUAGUACACCAUCAAAUUCCGAUACUACACAAGCUGUUGGUAAUUCAAAUUGCACAUGUGGAAUGCCUUUAUGUAUAUGUGAGGUGCAGUCAAAUGAUGCCAUGGCACCUGUGCAGCCUAAGCCUGUCCCAACAUCCUCAGUUCCAAAGAAAUUAGACACUGCCCAGAGAAGUAGAGCUUCGUCAUCUAGCAAGUCCAGUGCUGGACACUCAGCCAACGCAGUCUCAGAAAAACCACUUGCGGAUUAUGAAGUUAAUGGAGAGGGAUUACGGGAAGCGAUAAAGAAUGGUGACUUAUUUUCUGUCAAAAAGCUUCUUAGCGAGGGAGUUGAUGCAAAUUACUGUGAUAAACAAGGAUUGUCUCUCUUGCAUCUGGCUGCCGUUUUUAACAAAACUGAAAUCGUUUUCACACUCAUGGAAAAUGGAGCAAGUAUGGACCACAAAAAUUUGCAGGGGGAGACUCCGCUUGAUUGUGCCCCUGUAACAUUGCAAUUCAAAAUGAAGAAGAAGAUGGAACAAAUUAAUCAAUCCAAGUAAACAUUAUGUAUUGACUUCUUCUGUAAACAUUCUCAUGGCUGUAAAAUCAACAUCUGGAGACCAUUUUGCGUUUAUUUCGAUGCUAGCAUUGAACUACACCAGAUUGUUGGUUGUUUGCAAGUGUCUUCUUCUAUGGAACAUACUUGAAUUUAUCUUUAAGCUCCCCUAAAGAAGCAAAAGAGCCGGAUUAAGCAAGGAGAAGGGUAAACAUAUAUAUUAUAUUUCUUGUAACUUUGUUUUGUUGAGGGGUAAAAUACAACCAUGGAUAUCAUAUUAAGCAUCUUCCAAGUCUUUAUUUCAA
Molecule: messenger RNA, 1328 nt
Organism: Erigeron canadensis
Lineage: Eukaryota; Viridiplantae; Streptophyta; Magnoliopsida; Asterales; Asteraceae
Product: hepatocyte growth factor-regulated tyrosine kinase substrate
Exons: 10
Coding region: 212-1027 (271 amino acids)
Biological process (GO): protein transport to vacuole involved in ubiquitin-dependent protein catabolic process via the multivesicular body sorting pathway; protein targeting to vacuole
Cellular component (GO): ESCRT-0 complex
Molecular function (GO): ubiquitin binding; phosphatidylinositol-3-phosphate binding; metal ion binding
Source: RefSeq, a predicted model, not a curated record